Xiphophorus hellerii (green swordtail) is the source of this 1167-nucleotide messenger RNA. Its product is annotated as C-C motif chemokine 20-like. Gene Ontology annotation, biological process: immune response. The record is from RefSeq and is a predicted model, not a curated record. Bases 93 to 416 code for a protein of 107 amino acids. Gene Ontology annotation, cellular component: extracellular region. Gene Ontology annotation, molecular function: chemokine activity. Lineage: Eukaryota; Metazoa; Chordata; Actinopteri; Cyprinodontiformes; Poeciliidae. The transcript has 4 exons.
UGUCCUCAAUGUGGGACCUAUAAAGGUAGACGUCUGACCAAACUUAUACAAAUACAGUAAGCGGUUGGUUGUUAUCUGCUGGAUCCCUCAUCAUGACUCCCAGAAGCAUCAUCAUGAUCGCCAUUCCCCUCUUCAUCAUAGUGGGAAUAUUGAUCCCAGUUCCAGCUGCCGGUUUCCGAACCAGCAAACCCUGCUGUACAAGGUACAGUAAGAAGCCAGUUCCCUUCCAAAAUAUCAGAGGCUACAGAGAGCAAUUACCUACAGAACACUGCCGCAUCAGUUCAAUCAUUUUUUACACCAUCAAUAGCCAGGAAAUCUGUGCAAGUCCAAAUGAUGACUGGGUGAAGGAAGCUCUCAACUUACUGAGCUCAAAACUGAAGACGAUGUCCCAGAAGACAGACGGUAAAAAGAUGUGAAGCCUGCAAACUCCUCCGUUCAUGGUGCAAGUGGAUUUCCCAACAGUUUAUAAUUCUUCACAAGUUAUAAAUCACUUACUGAUUUAAAACAAGAAAAAAGGGUUUUAUGUAAUCAUCUAAACCAAUAAAGUUUAGAGAUGUUAUUCUUCUGCAAUCAAGCCUUUAUGAGAAUAUAACCUCUUUUAUUAUUGAUUUUAAUGCGUUCAUGUUCAAUAAGUUAGAAUAUUAGGAAAUAACACUUAUUUAUUCCGGGAACUCAAUUUACUUUUUUUAAAAUUAAUUACACACUCUGAGGCUUUCAAGCCUUCAUUUCUGAUAAUUAUAAUAAGCUUUGACUAACAGCUCAUGAAAACACAUUUAAGAUAAAAAUAUUACAUCAGAGCAAAUAUAUAUAUAUGUUUAUUGGAAAAAUAGGGGCUUAAUGAAAGUAUGUUUAAUAACUGCUUAAGGGUUUUUAUUUUCAAAACAAACAAAUGAGUGUUGUUGUAACCCAUAUUCUAUUUUAUUGGAUGUGAGUAUACAUGCUUUUUACUGGUGCUGGCUUAGUAAUGUUCAUUUAUUUCAGAGUUAAACUGAUAAAGUAAACAAAAAAGAAAACAGCUAAGAUAUCAAUUAUUUACAUUUCUCUCAUAAUUUUGAAAAUAUUAUUAUAUAUCUGUCUUUUUCUUAAUGCUUUUUGAUUCUCGUAAUAAACAAUUGCUUAAGUAAACAUGCUAAUAAUGAAACAGAAAUAAAAGAUUUAUAAAAGGUU